Molecule: messenger RNA, 1281 nt
Organism: Akanthomyces muscarius
Lineage: Eukaryota; Fungi; Ascomycota; Sordariomycetes; Hypocreales; Cordycipitaceae
Exons: 1
Coding region: 1-1281 (426 amino acids)
Source: RefSeq, a predicted model, not a curated record
AUGAUGGCUUCCAGGAUGGCCGCCAGAACCCCGUCGCCGCCGCCGCCGGCAGAGGAAAUGCUGGUCCCGUCAGCGCCGCGCUACGGAUACCAAGACGACUAUUUACCCUACCCCAAACCCAGUCGUUCCACGCGAAGCUCGACUCAGCGCAACCGCACACCGUCACCUCCCACGUCUCGCCAACGGCCUCUUGCCUCACCUCGCGGUGCCAGACGAGCCAACAACCAAAGCAACGCCGCCAUGGUCUCUCCAGUCCCCUCGCCCCGCAAGAAGCGCCAGCCUCCUGCCGACAGCAGCGGUCGCAGUGUUUCCGGCUCACUUACUGCUCAGAACAUUGCAAACGCCGCCGCCGCUCUCGGCCCUUUCGAUCUUCCGCCUACCAGCAACCCAGUGACUUCUUCUGUUCGCGCCGCCUCCUCUCGCUCCGGCGGCAUGCUUCCUACACCUUCAAAAACCCCUUCAAAACCUGCCAACAAGAAGACAGCCGCUGAAAUUUCCUCCUUUGCCCGCAACCUGUUCCCUGGCGACGAUUCGGCGUUGAGACGAAAGCCCAAGUCAUAUUCUGGCAUCGGGAUGGAUAGCUUUACCGCCGACCGGGACGAUGAGCCCAUUGAGAUCUUCACGGAUACCAAGGACUCGAUUCCUGAAAUUGACACCAGCGACGACAACCCGUUUUAUACCGGCCCUGCCAAGCAAGAGACUGAGACCAGCCCACGUCGCAGCCGUAGAAAGGUUGUGAUUCCCGGUGAGGGCUCUCAGUCGCUGGAGGACGCUACUCACCGCGAAGACGGCAUGGUUUACGUUUUCCGCGGCAAGAAGUUCUGGCGUAGGUUUGCCGACGAGACUGAAGAGGAAAUGGACCAGGAAACUCGCCUUGCUCGGCCCCUUACCCGAUCUUCCGUCAAGCCACGACUGCUCUUCCCUCCCAAGCAGGCAGAACAAUCCGAGAUGGACAUGGAAGAUGAGGAGGCCGCCACUGAUGUCGAGGAUGAAGUCAAGGAACGCAUCGCUGGCCCGAUCCCCCAAACACCUGUCAAGAGCCACAAGGAGACUGCCAAAACGCCAGAGGCCCCGAGAUACGCGCCUGUAUCUCCGCCCGAAACCAGAAGAACGACCAGAUCAACCAACAAGCUCUCGGGCGAAGAAAUGCCGAUCAAGAAUCCCAAGCGUCAGGCCAGCCUGUUCGACGCAUGGCCACGCACAAAGGAGCACAAGGCGACACCCACCAAGAGAGCUGGCGAGGGCCUCGCCUCGACUCCCGCCAAGCGCACUCGCGCUUAG